This is a messenger RNA of Nomascus leucogenys (northern white-cheeked gibbon), 2704 nucleotides long. RefSeq names its product hedgehog interacting protein (gene HHIP). The record is from RefSeq and is a predicted model, not a curated record. NCBI's taxonomy places the organism in Eukaryota, Metazoa, Chordata, Mammalia, Primates, Hylobatidae.
GGCUGUGUGAGAAGCUGCAGCCGCCGGCAGAGGAGACCUCAGCAUCAUCUAGAGCCCAGCGCUGGCCCUGCCUCCGCCUGCCCCGCCGCCGCCGUCGCCGUUUCUGUUCCUGCUACUGUCCCACCUAAACAACUCCCGUUACACGGACCAGUGAACAUCUGUGGCUGUCCUCUCCUUUUCUUCCUCCUCUUCCAACUCCUUCUCCUCCUCCCACUUCCUAGCCGCAGCAGAAAGCCCCUAACCCAACUGACACUGGCACAACUACAAUCGGUGUCAUCCGCACAACUUUAUCUCGCUCCUCGGGCUCCCCUAAGGCAUUGGACCCAUCGCCGCGUCUUUUAUUUUUUGCAAAGUUGCAUCGCUGUACAUAUUUUUGUCCCCGCCACCUCCCUCUGUCUCUGGAGUGCCCUACAGCCCCGCAGCCUCCUCCUGGAGCUGCGCCCUAGUGGCCCUGCUGGGCAGUGGCAUUCCCCCGCCAUCCUCCCGCGCCCAGCCCCUGCUGCUCUGGGCAGACGAUGCUGAAGAUGCUCUCCUUUAAGCUGCUGCUGCUGGCCGUGGCUCUGGGCUUCUUUGAAGGAGAUGCUAAGUUUGGGGAAAGAAACGAAGGGAGCGGAGCAAGGAGGAGAAGGUGCCUGAAUGGGAACCCCCCGAAGCGCCUGAAAAGGAGAGACAGGAGGAUGAUGUCCCAGCUGGAGCUGCUGAGUGGGGGAGAGAUGCUGUGCGGUGGCUUCUACCCUCGGCUGUCCUGCUGCCUGCGGAGUGACAGCCCGGGGCUGGGGCGCCUGGAGAAUAAGAUAUUUUCUGUUACCAACAACACAGAAUGUGGGAAGUUACUGGAGGAAAUCAAAUGUGCACUUUGCUCUCCACAUUCUCAAAGCCUGUUCCACUCACCUGAGAGAGAAGUCUUGGAAAGAGACCUAGUACUUCCUCUGCUCUGCAAAGACUAUUGCAAAGAAUUCUUUUACACUUGCCGAGGCCAUAUUCCAGGUUUCCUUCAAACAACUGCGGAUGAGUUUUGCUUUUACUAUGCAAGAAAAGAUGGUGGGUUGUGCUUUCCAGAUUUUCCAAGAAAACAAGUCAGAGGACCAGCAUCUAACUAUUUGGACCAGAUGGAAGAAUAUGACAAAGUGGAAGAGAUCAGCAGAAAGCACAAACACAACUGCUUCUGUAUUCAGGAGGUUGUGAGUGGGCUGCGGCAGCCCGUUGGUGCCCUGCAUAGUGGGGAUGGCUCGCACCGUCUCUUCAUUCUGGAAAAAGAAGGUUAUGUGAAGAUACUUACCCCUGAAGGAGAAAUUUUCAAGGAGCCUUAUUUGGACAUUCACAAACUUGUUCAAAGUGGAAUAAAGGGAGGAGAUGAAAGAGGACUGCUAAGCCUCGCAUUCCAUCCCAAUUACAAGAAAAAUGGAAAGUUGUAUGUGUCUUAUACCACCAACCAAGAACGGUGGGCUAUUGGGCCUCAUGACCACAUUCUUAGGGUUGUGGAAUACACAGUAUCCAGAAAAAAUCCACACCAAGUUGAUUUGAGAACAGCCAGAGUCUUUCUUGAAGUUGCAGAACUCCACAGAAAGCAUCUGGGAGGACAACUGCUCUUUGGCCCUGACGGCUUUUUGUACAUCAUUCUCGGUGAUGGGAUGAUUACCCUGGAUGAUAUGGAAGAAAUGGAUGGGUUAAGUGAUUUCACAGGCUCAGUGCUACGGCUGGAUGUGGACACAGACAUGUGCAACGUGCCUUAUUCCAUACCAAGGAGCAACCCACACUUCAACAGCACCAACCAGCCCCCCGAAGUGUUUGCUCAUGGGCUCCACGAUCCAGGCAGAUGUGCUGUGGAUCGACAUCCCACCGACAUAAACAUCAAUUUAACGAUACUUUGUUCAGACUCCAAUGGAAAAAACAGAUCAUCAGCCAGAAUCCUACAGAUAAUAAAGGGGAAAGAUUACGAAAGUGAGCCAUCACUUUUAGAAUUCAAGCCAUUCAGUAAUGGUCCUUUGGUUGGUGGAUUUGUAUACCGGGGCUGCCAGUCAGAAAGAUUGUAUGGAAGCUAUGUGUUUGGAGAUCGUAAUGGGAAUUUCUUAACUCUCCAGCAAAGUCCUGUGACAAAGCAAUGGCAAGAAAAACCACUCUGUCUCGGCACUAGUGGGUCCUGUAGAGGCUACUUUUCCGGUCACAUCUUGGGAUUUGGAGAAGAUGAACUAGGUGAAGUUUACAUUUUAUCAAGCAGUAAAAGUAUGACCCAGACUCACAAUGGAAAACUCUACAAAAUUGUAGAUCCCAAAAGACCUUUAAUGCCUGAGGAAUGCAGAGCCACGGUUCAACCUGCACAGACACUGACUUCAGAGUGCUCCAGGCUCUGUCGAAACGGCUACUGCACCCCCACGGGAAAGUGCUGCUGCAGUCCAGGCUGGGAGGGGGACUUCUGCAGAAUUGCAAAAUGUGAGCCAGCAUGUCGUCAUGGAGGUGUCUGUGUUAGACCGAACAAGUGCCUCUGUAAAAAAGGAUAUCUUGGUCUUCAAUGUGAACAAGUGGACAGAAACAUCCGCAGAGUGACCAGGGCAGGUAUUCUUGAUCAGAUCAUUGACAUGACAUCUUACUUGCUGGAUCUAACAAGUUACAUUGUAUAGUUUCUGGGACUGUUUGAAUAUUCCAUUCCAAUGGGCAUUUAUUUUUUAUCUUGUCAUUAAAAAAAAAAAAGACUGUUAUCCUGCUA